Molecule: messenger RNA, 1625 nt
Organism: Capra hircus (goat)
Lineage: Eukaryota; Metazoa; Chordata; Mammalia; Artiodactyla; Bovidae
Gene: SMCO3
Product: single-pass membrane protein with coiled-coil domains 3
Exons: 2
Coding region: 310-987 (225 amino acids)
Source: RefSeq, a predicted model, not a curated record
CUUCCAAUGAAUAUUCAGGACUGAUUUCCUUUAGAAUGGACUGGUUGGAUCUCCUUGCAGUCCAAUAUUACUUAAUACAUACCGAUUUUAUGUUAAUAUAGAAGAUAACAGGAUUCUGAGAACUAAACCAUGUAGAAACAGUCAAUAAACCAGACAGGCAGAGGGACCCAGCAGAGACUAACAAAGCCUGUAAGUCAUCACAUUCCACUGGAAACAUCCAGAUGAAACCAGAUGAAAAAGCACAACAACUACUAAACAACUGCUGGGACCACUGGACUCAGAAACACAGCAAGAGACCAUAUUUGAAAUAUGGCUCAAAGUGACUUCCUCUAUCCAGAGAACCCAAAAAGGCGACAAGAAGUAAACCGUCUUCACCAGGAGCUCCUUGACUGCUUAUCUGACAGCUUCCAUGCCACCAAUAAGCUGAUUGGGGUUUUAAACAUGCACUUAGGGUGUACGUUACCUUCCAUUGAAAUGAAAAGAGAUGGGACCAUCAAAGAAAACUGUGAUAUCAUCAUCCAAGCCAUGAUGAACAUCCAAAAAGAAUUGCAAAAGGUGGAUGAAGCACUAAAAGAUAAACUAGAGCCAACUCUUUAUAGAAAACUUCAGGAUAUUAAGGAAAGAGAAACCGAGAAAAUUGCGAUAGUACAGAAGGUUAUUUCAGUCAUCCUGGGAGAAGCCACUUCUGCCGCCAGUGCAGUGGCUGUUAAACUUGUGGGCUCAAAUGUCACAACUGGCAUAAUUAACAAGUUGGUCACUGUGCUAGCUCAAAUUGGUGCGUCUCUCCUCGGUAGCAUAGGAGUUGCUGUUCUUGGCCUAGGGAUAGAUAUGAUCUUCCGUGCCAUCCUGGGAGCAGUGGAGAAAACACAGCUUCAAGCAGCCAUCAAAAGUUACGAGAAGCAUCUGGUGGAAUUCAAGUCAGCUUCAGAAAAAUAUCAUCAUGCCAUUACUGAGGUCACCAACACAGUGAAACAUCAAAUGAAAUAAAGUUACUUUAUUUGCCACUGGGAAUAUUUCUCUGCUUCUCUCUCCAUAAUGGUGUUUUGCUUCUCUGAUUAGCUUCAUUUUCCAUAAGCUUCCAACAAGAUAUAAAUACAGCAAACAACUCCGAGGAUUCAGAAAUGCUACAACUAGAUGACUCUAGAGUUUUCUAUCAACAAUGAAUGUCUGGAUCAGUUGGUGCUAGACCUGUGAGUUAAAGACUGCAUCCUGGGAGGUCCUCUCACUGUGCUCUACAGAUCAACAUUAGGGUGAAUGCUAUUGCAGAGGAGCGUGUAGGGGUGACCUUUUCCUUUUCUAAUUCCCAGUCAAAAUUUUCAAAAUUUGCAUUGAAUGAAGAGACUAUCACUAACUUCAGACAUCAUUUAGUUCUAAGGGACACAGUAACUUCUGCACCCACGUGAAAGCUGAGCCUUCGAAUGAAACAGAAAGACUACGGUAAUUGUGACCAUCAGUUUAAAUGCAAUUUGCCCUAAACUGGAAGAGACUGAAAUCUGGUUUGUAACAAUUUACUUCAAAGGAGGCGGCUGUUCUGGAAACUUCUACUAAUUACUACUCUGUAAUUCAGACUGACUGUUAAGAGAUAAAAGUUAAAAUAAAAAAAUAAAAAUUGCUGCUGUAAUUGC